Aquila chrysaetos chrysaetos is the source of this 2086-nucleotide messenger RNA. RefSeq names its product cyclin dependent kinase inhibitor 3 (gene CDKN3). Gene Ontology annotation, cellular component: nucleus. Gene Ontology annotation, biological process: protein dephosphorylation. The transcript has 8 exons. NCBI's taxonomy places the organism in Eukaryota, Metazoa, Chordata, Aves, Accipitriformes, Accipitridae. The coding region runs from base 39 to 680 and encodes 213 amino acids. Gene Ontology annotation, molecular function: protein tyrosine phosphatase activity. The record is from RefSeq and is a predicted model, not a curated record.
GGCACAGUUCAAACCGUCGGCGGUCGGCGAGCAGCGCCAUGGUGAAGCCGCCCUCCGCGAUGCAAGCGGGUGACUUCGACUCCUCUGACGAAGAGGCCGCCGAGGAGGACCUGAGGCCGCUCCCCAUCUCCUGGUUGUCUUUGUCUCCUUUCUACUCUUCUGAGUCCCUGGGAUUAUGUUCCCUUCCAGGUUGCAGGUUUAAGGAUGUUAGAAGAAAUCUUCAGAAAGAUAUAGAAGAACUAAAGAACUAUGGGACCCAGGAUAUAUUUGUGCUUUGUACCAGAGGAGAGCUCUUAAAAUACCGAGUACCAAACCUUAUAGACACCUACCAACAGCAUGGGAUCUAUGUGCACCACUAUCCUAUUCUUGAUGGGGACGCUCCUGACAUUGCCAAGUGCUGCAAAAUUCUGGAAGAGCUCAGAAGCUGCCUGGAAAGUAACCGGAAAACAAUCAUACACUGUUACGGUGGCCUCGGACGCUCAUGUCUCAUAGCUGCAUGUCUCCUGCUUCAGCUUUCGGACACGCUGGCACCUCAGCAAGCAAUAGACAGCCUCAGAAACUUGAGAGGAUCUGGGGCGAUACAGACCAUCAAGCAAUACAAUUACCUCCAUGACUUUCGAGAGAACCUAGCUGCACAUCUGGCAACAAAGGAUACAGUAUUAAGAUCGGUAUCGCGGUAAUUAAUACUGAAUUAAUACUGGCAUGGUGUACCUUUGUGUCUACGUGGCUGUGGCAGACACCUGGACAAGAUGCCUCACUCCUGACCUUUAGUUUCUCAUCGCUGCUGCCGAUGUGACACAGCUGCUCACUUCCAAAUCUGUGUGUCAAGUGUGUUGAGGUGGGGGAAGGAACUUCUACAGGACAUGCAGCAUCUUCGUCUGUUUGGCAGUCUUUAAUACUCGCUGCCUUAAAAAUACAUGAAAGUGUAUUUGUGUUCAUUACUGUUCUGCUGGUGGCCUGCAUGCCUAAUGAGCUUGCUUUCAAUAUAAUAAUGACUCUUACACAAUGUUUACCUCAUGUUUAACAUCACUUGGUACUGACAACAUACACAUCUGCUGCCCAUUGACCUGGCAUGCUGAUGUUUUCAUGUUGACAUUCUCUGGGCUGCUUCAGUGAACUUCCCAAGUGGAAGGGAGGCCAGGCUGUCAAUGCAGUGACUGAAUAUCAUUUUGAUUUUUGUCUCUGUUCUAUGUAGUGUGAGGAUUGGGACAAGCAAUUGGACAUGAAGGCAGGAUCUGCGAGGAAACAGAAUAGCCUGUAACUCCUCACAGCUAAGUGCAGACUUCAGUGCUGAUAGGCUGGCUUCUGCUCCAGGGUGUAGGGGAAGAAAAGGGGGGAGAGGUGAAGGGUAACUCCUUCUCUACUGGCCUUUGUAAGAGAGUCAUGCUGGGAUAAUGUAGCUAGAUAAAAAUACAUCACUGAAGCUGUUUAAAAAAAAACAACUCGGCUCUAGCUUUAAAUCAAAGGAAAGUCAAGCAUGAAAAUUUUCCUGGUGGAGUGCUCACCCCUUAUGAGCUAGUAAGAACUCAUUCUAAAAUGUCACAGUUCUACUUCUUGUGUUCAGUGAUAUUUAGAAACAAGACCCCUCGUUCCAACGGAAGGAGGUUUUAUACUGAAGAUCUGUGACAAAACAAGGUGGGGGCGAUUUAUAUGAAUAUGGUGGGAAGAGACACAGUGCUAUAGCUGUGUGGGUGAGAUUCUGGCACAGCACUUCUGCGUGCUAACACUAGAGAAAGUAAAUAAACAAUCAUCAGCUGUGGGCUGGAGAGAAUCUCACAGCAACAUGCCUCUAACAGUCCACAUCCCUCCUGUUUAACUAUGUCCACCCAUAAAGACCAGAGAAGAGGAAGAGAAUCCUGAAGACAACAUUUAAACUAGUUCUGUCCCAGUCUGAGGAAGCGAUGAUCAUCCACCUCAGUGCCCAGGUACCUUCUGAGGCCCUGCGAGGUACACUUUGGCUCUGGGAAGAAAGCCCCCGUCACCCACACCGUGCCUUUUGCUGUUAGACAACUCAAGACACUUCAACAGGCUUAAAAGUGAUUUCUACUUGUGGCGGGUUGACCCUGGCUGAACACCAGGUGCCCAC